CUCAUUGAUAAGCCGUCGAGUGCACUUACUAGUGCACGAGCAGCGCGUCAAUACCGCACUAAUAAAACGAUAAUAGAUAUGAGACAGACACACACAUAUCAGGGACUCCUUGAAAGGGACAUUAUUCAGCUUUCAGGGGAGCCAUUUUGAGUUUGGAAUACUUUGAUUGUGGAUUUUGAACUCAUUAAAGGAAUUCAACAUGGAAAAUGUUCCCAAUCCCAAAAGGACUGUUACUGUCCAGAUGAUGCAACAGCUUGCCAGUAUAGAUGCCCUGGGCAAUAAGGAGUUAAAUGGUAACUGGGACAUUGAACCAAAGUUAAGCUUAAAUCAAGAUUGCUCUUCUGCGCAAAAAGCUAAAUCAGAUCAGGAACAUAUGCACCUUACGCCCUCUGUCAAAGAUUCAAAAUCCCACACCAAGGAAGAAAAAAACAUUGCAUCCCAUGGCUGUGAAGAUCUCAGGCAACCUCAAAAUAGUCACACAAACCCAAAGACAUCAGGUCAGUGCACCAAGAGCACUGAAUAUCAAAUUAAUAAUUGCAGAUCUAAUUCAAAUUCAGAAUCAUUAACUGUCCUUUCCGCUAAAAGCCCGUCAUCCAGCCCGUCAUCUACAGUUACUCAGAGCAUUGACAAGGAGAAAAAUGGAAAUGGCACAACAAAGGCUCUAGAAAAAAUGACCAAACCACAGAGCCUAACAUCAGAAACUGGUGCAAUCAAAUGGACAGUGCAGAAUCAAAAGCCAAGCCAGGCUAGUCCCCCAAACCACUCAAACUCUGCUGGGGCUUCUCUUGAAAAGGAUUUAUCUCCCAGCACCAACAACACAAACAAGGACAUAUCACUUAUAUCUGAAUCAAAAGAUUCAAGUUGCACCACCAGCAUAGCCCAAGAAUCAACCAUCAGCAGUUCCCAGUUAGAGCAGCUCCAAGUGGGAUCAACUACCAAUGCUCCAAUAAACAAUUGUUCCAGAGUUACAGAUGAGGUUCAUUCAUUUCAACCAGCACACAAUGACGAGAAACCUCUGACAAUUAUUCAGAGAGCCCAACCUCAUGAGAUAAUGCAUACGCCUGUAAAAGAGGACAAUUGUGUCAUUGAUUGCAUGAAGAAGGAUUCCACACCACCAGGAACAUCUCAAGAGACUCCCUCUGGGCACCUACUGGUAUCUUCGAGAAGCAAUGCCAUGAUCCCUGAUAACUCAAGCCACUCGUUCCACACGGAAGUGACUUCAAUGCAGGGAGCUGCUCUUGAAGAGCAGAAGCAAGUCCAUUGCAAACUCUACCGUGAGGCAUCUACCAUGACUUCUGCCGUUGAGUUCAGCAACCAGCCAAGCAUGCAACGGCAUGAUGUAGAAGUGCAGGCAGUGGCUUUGGUUUGCAGUCAGUCUACAGCCACUAGCCCUAGUCUUUUGCCUCUACAGCCCCAUCAGAGAUCAAUUGGUCUACUUCCUGAGGAAACUGAAAGUUUAGGAGUGGUCUUUGGGGUAGAGACAACAGACCGACCAUCAGGUGCCACCUCAAAGAUCCAUACGAACACCCCAACUGUUGUUUCUUCCAGUACGAUCCUUCUCGAGAAGCCCACACAAUCAGGUACAGUGAUGGUACAUGUAGAUGCUGAUCUGCAGCAGGAAGUAAAGCUUGGAGCCACGCCUGGGUCUUGUCUUCCUAAUGCUCAAAGAGGAUUUUCACCUCUUCACCCAGUCUAUCAAAUUAACAUAGAGACCUGCAACCAAAAUAAAUAUUGCAAAGAAGCAAGAUGCAGCCUUCAGAGCCAAGGCUCACCUGCACUCUCAGGAACUGGUCCUCAAAAUUCAGCCAGUGUGCAGGAUAAAACAUCUGAUCACGCCAGCCAGAAUCUUCCAGAGGAAUUGGCCAAGCCUCCCGCUUCUAAAUCCGUCCUCUCACAAUCAGAGUUCCAUCCACAGGCAGCUAUUUCUUCAGAGAAACCUCCAUCAGACAUUACGAUGGCCACUCCUCCAACGUCAAGCUCCACACCGCAGAGCAAGAAGCAGCAGGGAGCUUCCAAGUUGAAGCCAGAGAAAGAAGAACAGGACGAUGAGAAGGCAGCCAAGGAAACAAAGAAAAGCAUGCAUGAUGUCAUAUGGGAUGAGCAAGGUAUGACCUGGGAGGUAUAUGGAGCAUCAGUAGAUCCUGAGUCACUGGGUUUUGCCAUUCAAAGUCACUUACAGUGCAAAAUCAUAGAGCACGAGAAGAAGGUCAUGGUCCAAACAGCUCUAAGAAAAUCUGUGGCUUUGCCACCCGGUAAGAAGAACAAGCGGAGGCAGGUUAACAUCAACUUCAGGUCUAUGUUCCAAAAUAUCCGUCGACCCAACUGUUGUGGGCGUCCAUCAGUACUAGAGUAAAAGACGUUAUGUCGUCAUUGGUAGGUCAGUGUGAUCAAAUCUUCCAUGAGACAAUUGCAAAGCAUGUUGGGAGAUAUCUCAAAUUCUUUGAGGAUUUUGUUAAAUGUAGAAACUUGAUAUUUAUGUGGAGAACAGUAAUCUUAAAGAAAAAUAUUUUUGAAAAGUAAAUUAUGUAUGGUGAUAGUAAAGCUACAGCAAUGUUUAGAGUGAAAUGGCAAUAAUUUUGAUUAAUAUAGUAAUGGUAAUGAUAAUAUGUCGUAAUGUGCAUGUGUAUUAGUUAAAAAUGGCAGUCUUACAACCAACCUGUUCUCAUAGAAUCACUAAACUAUACCUACAUGUUUGCUAAAUUAUUUUUAUGUGACUCCUUGUUUGUAUCACAACACUUUCCUGGUGAAAUGUAGGCAUUACAACAACAGUGACUUUAUUAAAUUUUUUAUCAUACAAAUCACGAGUGAAAUUGCACGUUAUUAGUUCAUAAACCGUUUAAAUAUACCGCACUUUAACUAUAGUGCAUGACUUGUAAGGCAAUACAUUUGAACUUUUGCAUUACAUAACCAACUGCAUUUAAAGGUUGUUCAAGUAGGGUCAAAUUGCACAGUAGCUCAACCGAUACAGCAUUACAAUUGCUAUGCAAAGGACCGGGUACGAGUCCUGAAAAGCAUGCAAGUCGACACAUAAGUGAUCUGACACAAAAUGAUGUGGUUGCAGGUGCGUUUUAUGACACUAUCGGUUAGGUUUAGGGUAGGGAGGUAUUGGUAAUAUAAAACUCAGUAGAGCAUUAACCUUAAAAACCUCCUGUUUGGGUGAAAAUACAACUCGCUUUUAAGGCCCCACAGUGGACAUUUCACCUCAGAACUGCCGCGAAGGAACCACAUAAUCUAAUUUGGAAAAUAUUUCACAACUUUCUCGUAAUUUCCAUGAGAUCAGGCUCCUUAUACUGUGAAUAGCCAUUGUGGGAUUCAAGAAUAUGCACUGUAUUGAUGAGCAGAUGUAUGCAUAUAA
Molecule: messenger RNA, 3355 nt
Organism: Xyrauchen texanus (razorback sucker)
Lineage: Eukaryota; Metazoa; Chordata; Actinopteri; Cypriniformes; Catostomidae
Product: G protein-regulated inducer of neurite outgrowth 3-like
Exons: 2
Coding region: 200-2353 (717 amino acids)
Biological process (GO): neuron projection development
Cellular component (GO): plasma membrane
Source: RefSeq, a predicted model, not a curated record